UGCAGUUGCAAAUCAACGCACAUGUUUAGAUCGUGGGUGGACUGUACUGGUGACUCCAUUUCGUUAUGGCAACAAACCGAAUUUCAAAUCUCAAAUUUUAAGGAACCUUCACAAUAAAAUGGCGUCAUGGCUCUUAGCUCAGACCGUCUUGGAGACGACUACCCUCUGUUUCAUUGGUUUAACAGCGUUAAUUGGUAACGUGAGUUUGUACAUCAUCGUCUACAAGGACAAAGAUCUUCGAACCGUUACCAACUUGUUUAUUCUCAAUCUGGCCGCAGCUGACAUCAUGGUGUCGAUUUUCAGCAUUCCAUUCACACUUGCUACCAUCAUAACGCAGGAUUGGGUGUUUGGAGAGACCGCUUGCGUGGUGCUCGGCUUUUUCACAAUUUUAUCCUUCAUUGGGUCGGUGAUGUCUCUUGGCAUGAUUGCCAUCAACCGAUAUUUCUACAUCGUCAGAUGGAACACUUACUCAAAGAUAUUCCCCUGGAGAAAAGCCUUCCUCUUUGCCGCUGCAGUGUGGGUAGUCGCCUUAUCUUUGGCUGCUCCUCCACUUCUGGGCUGGGCAGAAUAUCGUUUCAUCCCGGGAAAAUCUUACUGUUUUGUCUACUGGCCUUCAGAUGUGUACUAUAUGUAUUUUAUGAUCACCGUCUGCUUUUUCGGGCCUCUUUCAGUAAUGACGUUUUCGUAUUACAACAUUCUCAGGUUUACCAAGAAUCUCAAGAGACGAAUUGCGUUAUCAAGGAGUAACCUCAGUAUUCAAGUUCAAAACCCAGCCCAUCUCAACAGUGCAUCAACAGAAAGUAAGGCAGGAGGCCGAAGCGAUCCUGGGAUUGUCGAAUCAAACUUCCACACGGUUAAAAGAUCUGAGACGGACGAACGAGGCGUAGGAGACUCAAAGUCAAAAACAAAGUUAAAAUCGACAGCAUUUCAAGUGACACCAGAAGAAACUAGGAUCACAAACACGUUUAUUUUUGUGGUCACCCUGUUUGUUAUUUGCUGGGCACCAUUUGCCAUGACCAUGUUCUUUGAUGUGUAUUAUUCAAAGCCUUUACCGCGCGCACUUGACAUGGCCUCCUUGAUACUGGGUUAUCUGAACAGUAUGUGCAAUCCUGUUCUCUAUGGAUUACGUAACUUGGCCUUCAAAAGGGGAUUUUUGAAUUUGUACGCGCGUUUUUUACCUGGACGGUUCACAGCCACAAAAUAUAAUGUGACACAACCAGAAACAAGUGGUUCCUAGUUGGUCAUGGUCAAUGUUGUAAUGCAACGAAUAUUUUAAAUAAUACGCAUCUUGAUAUACCACACGGGCAUAGGGAAAGUUUUCUAUCAUCUUCAAUGUGUGACCAAGUGUCCCGUAUGGGAUAAGGUGGACCCCGCAUGGGAUUACCAAUUUGAUCGAACAAAAUAUAGAAAUGGUUUGUAGCCGGUUUGUAUUCU
Messenger RNA from Stylophora pistillata, 1434 nucleotides. RefSeq names its product melatonin receptor type 1B-A-like. NCBI's taxonomy places the organism in Eukaryota, Metazoa, Cnidaria, Anthozoa, Scleractinia, Pocilloporidae. Gene Ontology annotation, biological process: G protein-coupled receptor signaling pathway. Gene Ontology annotation, cellular component: membrane. The record is from RefSeq and is a predicted model, not a curated record. Gene Ontology annotation, molecular function: neuropeptide Y receptor activity.